Messenger RNA from Galeopterus variegatus (Sunda flying lemur), 2880 nucleotides. RefSeq names its product phosphoinositide-3-kinase adaptor protein 1 (gene PIK3AP1). The transcript has 16 exons. Gene Ontology annotation, molecular function: phosphatidylinositol 3-kinase regulatory subunit binding; signaling receptor binding. Lineage: Eukaryota; Metazoa; Chordata; Mammalia; Dermoptera; Cynocephalidae. The record is from RefSeq and is a predicted model, not a curated record. Gene Ontology annotation, cellular component: cytosol. The annotation marks the transcript as partial. Gene Ontology annotation, biological process: signal transduction.
GGGUGCUCGGAAGAUGCGACAUCCUCAUCGUCUACAGCCCGGAUGCCGAGGAAUGGUGCCAGUACCUGCAGGACCUUUUCCUGUCCAGUCGGCAGGUCCGCAGCCAGAAGAUGCUGACUCACAGGCUGGGCCCCGAGGCCUCCUUCUCGGCCAACGACCUGAGCCUGUCCCUCAGUGCCCGCUGCGUGGUGGUGCUGCUGUCCGAGGAGCUGGUGCAGCACUUCUACCGGCCGGCCCUGCUGCCCCUGCUGCAGAGAGCCUUCCACCCACCGCACCGCGUGGUGCGGCUGCUCUGCGGGGUGCGGGGCGGCAAGGAGUUCCUGCGCUUCUUUCCAGACUGGGCCCACUGGCAGGAGCUCACCUGUGAUGACGAGCCCGAGACGUAUGUGGCAGCUGUGAGGAAGGCCAUUUCUGAAGAUUCUGGGUGUGACUCAGUCACCGACACCGAGCCUGAGGACGAGAAGCCCUACUCGAGGCAGCAGAGCCUGUCACUGGAGACUUCACCUGGAAACCUAAUGGUGGUGCAGCCGGACCGCAUUCGCUGUGGGGCAGAAACCACUGUCUAUAUUAUUGUGAGAUGUAAGUUGGAUGAGAGGGUGACAACGGAAGCAGAGUUUUCUCCCAAGGAUUCUCCCUCGAUAAGGGUGGAAGCCCAGCUGGAGAAUGAGUACACCGUUUCCGUGAAGGCUCCCAACCUUUCAUCUGGGAAUGUUUCUCUGAAGAUCUAUUCUGGGGACUUGGUGGUAUGUGAAACCAUCGUCAGCUAUUAUACUGACAUGGAAGAAAUUGGGAACCUAUUGUCCAAUGCUGCGAAUCCUGUGGAAUUCAUGUGUCAGGCCUUUAAAAUUGUGCCCUACAACACAGAGACCCUUGAUAAACUGCUAACCGAGUCCCUGAAGAACAACAUCCCUGCAAGUGGACUGCACCUCUUUGGCAUCAACCAGCUGGAAGAAGAAGAUAUGAUGACAAAUCAGAGGGAUGAAGAGCUGCCCACCUUGUUGCAUUUUGCUGCAAAGUAUGGACUGAAGAACCUUACUGCCUUGUUGCUCACCUGCCCAGGAGCCCUCCAGGCGUACAGUGUGGCCAACAAGCACGGCCACUACCCCAACACCAUCGCCGAGAAACAUGGCUUCAGGGACCUGCGGCAGUUCAUCGACGAGUAUGUGGAAACCGUGGACAUGCUGAAGAGUCACAUUAAAGAGGAGCUGAUGCAGGGCGAGGAGGCCGACGCUGUGUACGAGUCCAUGGCCCACCUUUCUACAGACCUGCUCAUGAAAUGCUCCCUCAACCCCGGCUGUGACGAGGAUCUGUACGAGUCCAUGGCUGCCUUCGCCCCGGCUGCCACCGAAGACCUUUAUGUUGAGAUGCUUCAGGCCAGUGCAUCUAACCCAAUCCCCAGAGAUAGUUUCUCUCGGACCACUAAGGACUCUAUGAUUCGCAAGUUUUUAGAAGGCAACAGCAUGCGAAUGUCCAGUUUGGAGAGAGACGCACGCCAUCUUGGUCGGGAAGAAGAUGUUUAUCACAUGGUGGAUGACGAUGAGGCUUUUUCCAUGGACCUGGCCAGCAGACCCCCCGUCCCAGUGCCCAGGCCAGAUGCCAGUGCUCCUAGUGCUCACCAGCUGCCCGACAAUGAACCAUACAUUUCUAAAGUUUUUGCAGAAAAAAGUCAAGAACGGCCCGGGAAUUUCUACGUUUCCUCAGAGAGCAUCAAGAAAGAGCCGCUCGUCAGACCGUGGAGGGACCAGCCCCAGUCAAGUAUAUAUGAUCCUUUUGCUGGGAUGAAAACACCAGGUCAGCGGCAGCUUAUUACCCUCCAGGAGCAGGUGAAGCUGGGCAUUGUCAACGUGGAUGAGGCUGUGCUCCACUUCAAAGAGUGGCAGCUCAACCAGAAGAAACGAUCUGAGUCCUUUCGCUUCCAGCAGGAAAAUCUUAAACGGCUAAGAGAGAGCAUCACCCGAAGACAGAGAGAGAAGCAAAAAUCAGGAAAGCAAACAGACUUGGAGAUCACAGUCCCAAUUAGGCACUCACAGCACCUGCCCGGGAAAGUGGAGUUCGGAGUCUACGAGAGUGGCCCCAGGAAAAGCGUCUUCCCCCCCAGGACGGAGCUCAGACGAGGAGACUGGAAAACAGACAGUACCUCCAGCACAGCAAGCAGUGUGAGUAACCGAUCCAGCACCCGGAGCCUCCUCAGUGUGAGCAGCGGGAUGGAGGGGGACAAUGAGGAUAAUGAAGUCCCCGAGGUUACCAGAAGUCAUAGUCCAGGCCCCCCACAAGUGGACGGAACACCCACCAUGCCCCUAGAGAGGCCCCCCAGGGUGCCUCCUCGAGCUGCCUCACAGAGGCCUCCAACCAGGGAGACCUUCCAUCCUCCUCCACCUGUUCCCCCCAGAGGUCGCUGAUUCCACCUUCUAACGCCCGCCUACUUCAGGAAUUUAAGGCUGUUAAUGAUGUCUUCAUGUUGAGUUUUAUGGCAUGACUGCUGACCUUAAGAUCCACUUUUUGCUGAUAUUGUUGCAGCUUUGCUAGUUUGGACUUUCCUUGAAGAAGACAUUAUGAAGACAUCAUACAGAAGUGAAAAACUAAGGGCAUUUUUCACUAUGGCCAAGUACAUUGAUCCAUAUACUUGUUUGCCAAAAGGAUGAAGACUUAAUCAGAGUACUUACCUCUAAUUUGCCAUAUCAGAAGCCUAAAAAGAUUGAUUAGAAAUGUACCUUACAACUGGUUUUACUGAAAUGUACUUACAUUAGUCCUUACAUAUUUGCUAGUCUGGCCUAAUUUCUUGAAGAGGUUAUAGGAUUUAUAGUAUACAAGUAAAGAUAUGUCCUAAUUUGUAAAUAAUUCUUCCACUUUUCUGUAUAUUCAGGAGGGUGUUUAAGUGCU